Molecule: messenger RNA, 994 nt
Organism: Hemicordylus capensis (graceful crag lizard)
Lineage: Eukaryota; Metazoa; Chordata; Lepidosauria; Squamata; Cordylidae
Product: glutamine amidotransferase-like class 1 domain-containing protein 3, mitochondrial
Exons: 4
Coding region: 155-832 (225 amino acids)
Source: RefSeq, a predicted model, not a curated record
AUCGAGCUGGACGUCUUGGAUUGGUUUCGCUUUUACACUAAGGCGCAAUCCCCUCUCCCCGCCUGUUCCUUUCCAGAGCAGUAGGGGGCGUGCCAGGGCGACACCCCUUGAUCUGCGCGGACCCUGCUCCUCGAAGCAGUGGAGUUGAGGCAGAAUGGGGAAGCGGGUGGCUGUCGUUCUUGCUGGUUGCGGCGUCUUUGACGGCAGCGAGAUCCACGAGGCUUCGGCAGCCCUGGUUCAUCUCAGCUGGGCUGGAGCAGAGGUAAAGAUAUUUGCGCCAAAUGUUGAGCAGAUGCAUGUUGUAGAUCAUUUGAAAGGCAAUCCAAAUGAAGAAAAGAGAAAUGUUUUAGUUGAGAGUGCCAGGCUUGCACGAGGGAACAUCCAGGAUUUGGCGGAAUUGAAAGUUAGUGAAUUCGAUGCAAUCAUUUUUCCUGGGGGCUUUGGUGUUGCUAAGAACUUGUGUUCCUGGGCUGUGGAGGGGAAGAACUGCACUGUCAAUGGACUGGUGAAGUCCACUCUUGAGGCUUUCCACAGUGCAAAGAAGCCCAUUGGCUUGUGCUGUAUCUCCCCUGUGCUGGCAGCAAAAGUCUUUCCAGGCUGUGAAGUCACUGUUGGCCACAACAAAAAUAUAGAUGGAAGGUUUCCUGAUGCUGAAACAGCAUCUGCUAUAGAAGAGCUUGGGUGCAAGCACAUUUGCAAAGAUGUGAGUGAAGCCCAUGUGGAUUCUACCAACAGAAUAGUCACCACUUGUGCUUUCAUGUGCAAGGCCCCUUUGCAUGAGAUUUUUGAUGGGGUUGGCGUAAUGGUUGCUGAAGUCCUGAAACUUGUGUAAGGAGGAUCACCGUUGACUUGCCGCUUGAUGGCUGCUGGUACAUGGAGGAUUAAAAAAUGUGUAACAAUAAUUGUUGUUGGUUGCUGUAGUAAAUAUGCAACAAUAAGACUGUGUGUGAUAGAAUUAAUAAAAUUAGUCUUCUACUAAGUUCAAGAUCUUAAA